This is a messenger RNA of Aureobasidium namibiae CBS 147.97, 717 nucleotides long. RefSeq lists its product as uncharacterized. The record is from RefSeq and is a predicted model, not a curated record. The transcript has a single exon. The coding region runs from base 1 to 717 and encodes 238 amino acids. Lineage: Eukaryota; Fungi; Ascomycota; Dothideomycetes; Dothideales; Saccotheciaceae.
AUGUCGCGCAAUUCAUUCGACGAAGGUGACGACCAAAUCACCCCUCUCGCCCGCCGCAUGACGGCCACCAACGAAGGCAACCGCGUGCUCCAAAUGGGCAACAUGGCCGCCGCCCGCCGCAAGAACAGCAUCCACCGCACUUCUCCCCCUUCAGACCUCGACAAUCGACACCGCUCUCCCUCUGCCGACCGCCACGUCGAGAUCCCCACCGAGUUGCCUGCACGCAGCAAGACCACCAGCGGCAACGGCGGCAUGUCUCGCUCCAAAUCCAUGAAGAAGGCACUGGGUCGCGCCCUCAGCGUCCGCGAAGAACCACACCAAGCCCACAACAUCCCCAACACUGGCUUUGCACCCUCACGCUCAAAGUCCCUGCGCGCACCACCGCCUCCACGCCUCAAUCUACGCAGACAGCAAGAAGCAGCCAAAAACGGCGUCGUAGAGGUGCCACCCGUGCCUGAUUUCCCCUCACCAGGACGCGCUCCCCAGGGCCAGAGAAUCUUUGAUCCGCAAACCAUUGCAGAGGAUGAGGGUGUGGAUGUGGAAAAGACUGGUGGGUGGGCUGUGGACAAAAAGACGCAGAAGAAAUUGGAUGACGAGAGGGCUAGGAUUGAGGAGAAUGAGAGGCAGGCGGUGUUUAGUGGUGAGGACGGGGAUAUCAAGCAUAACAAGACGAGGCAGCGAAGCAAGAGUUUCAAGGAGUUUUUCAGGAGGGGUUGA